CAAGUUGCAUUGAUCAGAAGCUCACAACGUCGAAGGUAAAGAUGCAGGCCGAUUCACUGCACAAGCUCUGCUGAUAAUCGAGACUUUCCCCUGAUUUAAAAGAACAAGGUUUCAACGAGUGGUCUUUGGAGAGCACCGGGCACAGUUGUACAUACUUUUCCAUUGCGCUCCGUCUCAAUUAUGCUCCGGAGUGUCACCCUCAUCACGUUGGUGUCUCUCGUCAGCAUACACCAGACAGAGGCUAAGGGUUGCACUGAUUCAUCAUGUGGAGGAAAAUGUGACUGCAGCGGUGUCAAAGGAGCAAAGGGUGAGCGGGGGUUUCCUGGUCUCCAAGGGAACAUGGGGUUCCCUGGCAUGCAGGGCCACGAAGGACCCCCGGGACCCAUGGGGCCCAAGGGAGACAUAGGUGAGCCAGGAACUCCCGGGAUGAAAGGAGCUCGUGGACCCAACGGGUUAGCAGGCUUCCCAGGAAAUCCAGGCCUUCCGGGCAUCCCUGGACAAGAUGGUCCCCCUGGUUCGUCAGGUAUCCCAGGAUGCAACGGUACAAAGGGAGACCGAGGGACGGAUGGCCAGCCGGGGUUCCCUGGUCUACAAGGCCCUCCUGGUAUCCCCGGAAUUAUGGGAAUGAAAGGAGAUCCAGGAGGUGUUAUAGGAAUCAUCCCACUGAAAGGAGACAAAGGAUACUCUGGAACACCUGGUCUACCUGGACCCCUGGGACCCACGGGACCUGAAGGGCCCCCAGGACCACAGGGAUCACCUGGACUCAGAGGUUAUCCGGGCAAUCCUGGCCCAAAAGGAGAAAAGGGUGACAGGUUGUCCUUCCAAAGUGAGAAGGGGGAUAAGGGAGAUCAAGGAUUCCGCGGCCCCCCCGGCCCCCCUGGCCCCCCCUCACAGGAAGUAGGAGGAGGACCUGUAACACAUUAUCUCCCAGGACCACCGGGUCAAAGAGGAGACACAGGAGAAAAAGGAGAGAAAGGUUAUUGCGAUCCUUAUCUAUCUGGGGUCAAAGGUGAACAAGGCCCACACGGGCCAAGGGGAAAACCUGGCAAAGAUGGUGACAAUGGACUGAAGGGAGAUAAAGGAUUUGCAGGUAGCCCUGGAUACCAAGGACAACCGGGUGAAAAAGGAGAAAGAGGACCCCCAGGAUAUGGAGUGGGUGCCCUUGGCCCUCCCGGACCCCCUGGUCCUCCAGGACAACAAGGAGAGAGAGGUUUUCCGGGUCUACAAGGAGAUGCCGGUCCUCCAGGCAGGCACACAAUAGGCCCUCCCGGUGAGAGGGGCCCGCCGGGAGAGACUGGUCAGAAGGGAGACAAAGGAGCGGACGGAGUGUCUCUCGCAGGAGAGCCCGGAGAAAAUGGGCUCACAGGACCCCCUGGACCUGCCGGACCCCCUGGUGAUGAACCAUGUGAUCCAGAACUUUCAAAGGGCUCCCCCGGGCCACCCGGCCCCCCCGGACUGCAGGGCGAGUUGGGACAGAAAGGUGAUCAGGGAGACACUUGUGUGAGUUGCGAAUCCAUGGGCCCUCCUGGACUCCCAGGACCCGCAGGACCUAAAGGCGUGCAAGGGUACCCUGGAUUGGCUGGCAGCAAAGGUGACAAAGGACUCCCUGGACCUGCUGGGCCCGAAGGACAGCCGGGUGCUCCCGGCACGGCUGGGUUGAGAGGCGCUCCAGGAGACCAUGGUGAUCCUGGGGAUGUCUACGUGGCACCAGGGCUGAAGGGUGAAAAAGGCCUGCCAGGCUUUGUUGGCGCACAAGGCCUGCCAGGUGUGGAUGGACUGCCAGGGAAAGCUGGACUACCAGGCCUUCCCGGAACCAAAGGAGAACCUGCCCGCGAAGGCAUCAAGGGUGACCGUGGUCUGGAUGGGGACCCUGGUAUUCCUGGACUCCCAGGGGAGAGAGGUCCUCCUGGAUUACCAGGAUUUGGUCGGCCGGGAGAGCCUGGCGAGAAGGGUUCCUCUGGUCACCAAGGACGACCAGGAAUACCUGGUCAACCAGGGCUGAAAGGUGAACCAGGUAAAGGUGUGGGCUUACCGGGACCCCAGGGCUCUCCUGGACCUCAAGGAGAGCCUGGCAGACCAGGUUUGCAAGGUGACAUAGGAUUUCCAGGAGAACGUGGAUUUCCUGGAUUCCCUGGUCAGAAAGGUGACACAGGUCUACCUGGCAUCGGCCUCCCAGGGGUAUCCGGGGCUAAAGGAUUCUCUGGUGCUCCUGGAGCCCCGGGGUUACCUGGAGAAUCUGGGAGACCUGGACAGGAUGGUGUCUCUGGAAAACCAGGAGCAACUGGUCAAAAGGGUGAGCCAGGUCGUGGUCUACCUGGUCCUAAAGGUGCUCAAGGCCCUCCCGGAAUAACAGGUUUCCCUGGAGAGAAAGGUAACAUUGGUCUACCUGGUGUUCCUGGACAAGAGGGACGUUCAGGACCACCUGGAGCUCAGGGAAUUAAAGGUGACCCUGGCCCUCCUGGUGUUCACGGUGAUGCUGGCCCCCCUGGACCACCUGGACCAGGAGAUCCUGGGGCCCCUGGACCCAUGGGACCCCCCGGAGAGCCAGGCCUCUUUGGUCAAGAUGGUUUGAAGGGAGAUAAGGGCCUGCCCGGGUUUCCUGGUCUUGAAACGCCCGGCCCCAAGGGAGACAAGGGAGGACAAGGAUUCACUGGACUGCCUGGUUCCAAAGGCUUGUCAGGACGACCUGGCCCAGCAGGCAGAGUCGGACUUCCCGGAGAACCAGGUCCCAAGGGGGAGAUGGGAGUCAUUGGAACACCUGGGACCCCAGGAUAUCCGGGAUCUGCUGGAAAUUCUGGAAGUCCUGGUCCAAGAGGCGACCCUGGUGUCUCAGGGCCUAGGGGAGAGUUUGGAGAUCCUGGACCCAAAGGAGAGCGGGGAGAGCCAGGUCUACAGGGUCCCCCUGGUAACAUGACUGAGGUGGACAUGGAGCACAUGAAAGGAGAGAAGGGAGACAUUGGAGACCCAGGUGAUCCUGGGCGCACUGGAGAGAAGGGUUAUCAAGGACCGCCCGGAGAUCCUGGUAUGCCAGGAAAGGAUGGAGAUCCUGGUACAGCUGGUCAGCCAGGGGAGAAAGGAGACCCAGGUUUUCCUGGAGAGCCUGGCAGUUCUGGACAACCUGGAAGCAAAGGCAGCAUUGGAUCAAUGGGAUACCCGGGUUCUGACGGCCCGAAGGGCGCUAAAGGUGUGGUAGGCACCCCAGGACACCCAGGGUUCCGGGGUACAGAGGGGUUGAAGGGCGACAAAGGAGAUGCCGGUCUACCAGGUGUUGGGGUACCAGGACCCCCUGGAGGCAAGGGUCAGACUGGUCAGCCUGGCUUCCCUGGUGUUGAUGGAGAAAAGGGUCAGAAAGGUGUAAUGGGUGAGCCUGGUUUCCCCGGAAUCCAAGGAACCAAGGGAGACGCAGGACAAAGUGGUUACCCAGGGCAGCCAGGUCGGCCAGGAGAGAAGGGUGUGAGUGGGCUGCCAGGCUCCGCUGGAGAGCCAGGUCAACCGGGCCAACCAGGUGAGCCUGGUCUGCAGGGACCCCCUGGUCUGCCUGGAGAAAAAGGGGAUGCAGGAGUGGAUGGCAUUCCUGGAUUUCCUGGGGAAAAAGGACAUCCAGGUUUGCCUGGCAGGGGCUACCCAGGGACACCGGGGUCAUCUGGGGUUAAAGGUGAUAAGGGCAGUCCAGGUUUCCCAGGUUCCCCAGGUAUGCCGGGGAUUCCAGGAACUAAGGGAGACAAAGGAACGGCAGGCUUCCAGGGCUUCCCAGGACAGCCAGGAGAACAGGGCCUCCCUGGGCCCUCCAUGGAGGGACCCAAAGGACAGCAGGGAGAGCCAGGAGAUCCUGGGCAAGCAGGUGACACUGGUGCUCCAGGUCCCCCUGGUUUCCCCGGCAGUGAUGGCUCCAAGGGAGCAAAGGGAGACCAGGGUCCACAAGGAAUACAGGGGGAGCACGGCUUUAAGGGAGAUCGGGGAUUCCCUGGGCUUCCUGGCCAGUCUGGACUUCCUGGUAUUGACGGACUUAAGGGCGAGAUGGGCCUGCAGGGCGUUGCUGGUUUCCCAGGAGCAAAGGGUGAACUGGGAGUGCUGGGAUUCAAAGGAGAGCUAGGCGACAGGGGGUACCCAGGGGUCAAAGGUAAUGAAGGCCCGCCUGGUCCUCCUGGCCCCCACACCUUCAUCAAGGGAGAACCCGGCUCACCUGGUGGCCCCGGCCCUCAAGGGCCAGUUGGGCCCUCCGGUAUCCCUGGCCUGAAAGGACAGCAAGGCAUGACAGGUAUUCCGGGCAUGAAAGGCGACGAGGGAAACCCUGGCUUCAACGGCCACCCUGGAGCCAAGGGGGAGCCUGGCCUGACUGGUCCUUCAGGACCCAGAGGGUAUCCUGGACCCCCAGGACCCGAUGGCCUUCCAGGUCAGGUGGGUCCGCCUGGCCCCUCCUCCAUGGAUCAUGGUUUCUUGGUAACCAGGCACAGCCAAUCAGUGGAGGUUCCACAGUGUCCUGAUGGAACAUCGCUCCUUUAUGAUGGAUAUUCCCUGCUCUAUAUCCAGGGCAACGAGCGUGCCCAUGGACAGGACUUGGGUACGGCCGGUAGCUGUUUGAGGAAGUUCAGCUCAAUGCCAUUCCUGUUCUGUAACAUAAAUAAUGUCUGUAACUUUGCUUCCCGUAACGACUACUCCUAUUGGCUCACCACCCCUGAGGCCAUGCCAAUGAACAUGGCCCCUAUCAAAACUGAGGAAAUCAAGCCUUUCAUCAGCAGGUGUGCUGUGUGCGAGGCUCCUGCCAUGGUGAUAGCAAUACACAGUCAGACCAUCAUGAUCCCAUCAUGCCCCAGUGGCUGGGACUCUCUCUGGAUUGGCUACUCCUUCGUCAUGCACACUAGUGCGGGAUCCGAGGGCUCCGGCCAAGCCCUGGCCUCUCCUGGAUCUUGCCUGGAAGAGUUCCGCAGCGCUCCCUUCAUCGAGUGUCACGGCCGUGGAACCUGCAACUACUACGCAAACUCCUACAGCUUCUGGCUGGCCAACAUCGAGGAUGAGGAGAUGUUCAGGAAACCCGUGCCUGCCACGCUAAAGGCCGGAACUCUCCGGACUCAAAUAGGCCGCUGCCAGGUUUGCAUGAAGAGGACAUAGAAUUCAGCCCCCUGACCAGCCCGGGAUCCUUGACCGGGUAUCAUGACACCUGAACCCACCAACCCGUCUGUCCGCUGAUCCGUGGCGUGGCUUGGCUUCCUGUUAUCGACCAAAGGAUGGUGCUAUUUCACUGCGUGUGUGAGAGGAGAGGGACAGACACGCACAGACACACACACACGCACACGCACUCUUGAACAGAACAACCAAAACACCCAGAGAGAUCGACGAAAGAACAGAACUCACAGAUGCACACAGACACAAACAUUAGGCUUGGGCGGUAUAAUCUAGAAACAGCCAUGGGGUGGUCCUGAAUAACUUCAGUUCUUGUACUAUUCCUAUGGCAUUUGUUUUUCACAAGUAAAUAGCUGCAGUGAACUAUUGCAAUGCGUAAUGAGAAGCCAAUGGUUUUCCAUUUUAUGUUUGAUUUAAAAUCACGUCCAAAUUGCACUACAAAGGAGCCGGAGUUGGUGGAGAGUUAGCGUGCAACUUGCAAGCAGUUCACUAGGGAAUUGCUGAAGGGAUGGAACAUACUGUUAGCUGUCUACCAUGUUUGAGAAGACAAUAAAGAGCUUUGGAUAAGGUCUCUGUAAAGCUUUCCCCUUUUUCACCCCUCUGUGCUCCUGCUUUCUGUUGUCUGUCUACUCGCAACUACAGUACACACUGCUCUUCUCCUCAGGUUCAUUUGCACUUUCACAUGGAAAUGAUCCAACUCGCCAAAAAUGACAAUUGGUAGCUGGCUACUACCCCAAUACUUGUAACUCUCUGAGCUGGAUUGCCUGUCGCGGUGAAUAGUUUGUCAGUUCUCACGUGAUCAUUAGCAAUGUUAGCUAACAACAUCUACAGCUAAUGUUGUUAGCAUGUCAGUAAUAAUCCACCAAUUGGCUUUUUUUUUUGUAUACCUGUAGUACCGUAAAUACCCAGAAGGGGAAAAGAUUGAAUGACAAUAUACUUCUGGAUACCGCCCAACCCAAACACACAGAAGUACACAAACAUACACAUACCGGAGACCAAGCCAUGAGACCAACCGGGCUUUUGCGCCAUCACGCAGAACACUUUACUAACACUGUCACAACGGUUCUCUAAUGAAUGACGCCCAGUUUACGACUGCACUGAGUACGUCCCCCUCCCAAUUGUAAACUGGUGUCCAUUUUGAAAGGGGUUGCUUGUGUAAGUCAGGUGCUAUUGAAUUUUAUCGACUUGCCUAAAACAGUAUGUUUGUCAUUCACACGAUGCCACUGAUUUUCAGCUCUGCUUUACAGUUAAAUAUAUAUAUUGUUUUUCACUUCUUUUACCUUUUAUUUUUAAAUAACACCAUACUAAUGUAAAGAUGGGCGUUUCCACUAGUUACAGAUGCUUGUCAUAUUGUGACAUUACCUUAAGGGUUGCUGUCACACAGCCAAUAGUAAAGUUUCUGUUGUAAAUAUAUUGCUUUUCUUUUUUUUCUACCUAACAGACACAAUAAUCUCUUCAGGUAUUUACAUUGUAAUUUGUGUUAUUUCAUUUUUAAUUUAUGAGAUUUAUGAGAAUAUGUAGAGCAUGCGUGAAUUUGAGUUGCCAAAACACCAUAAACCAGGUGUAAAAUAGCAAGUACAGCUUGUCAUUAACCUCUGUCACGUGACCAAGGCACUUACUCAUGUUAGCAUACUGUACGCUGGCCUGGCGAUUAUACACCAACAGUGCCUUGUAUGUCAUUAGGCAAAAUAUGUCACUAGGCAAAAAAACUGUGCAAGAUAGCAUAGUACUGCCAACAUUCAUAUCAGAGUCAACCCUUGCAGAUAUUUCCAAACAUUCGCACACUAAACUGCUCAGCAAAAGGAUGGAACAUUGACACAGCUUGCUAUGUUAAUGCAGAGGGUGUGUAUGUAUGGUUAAUGUCACAUGCUGAAGGAGUUUCCACACACACAUUCUCCUGUUUACGGAGGAAGUUCAUGGCUUAUAGUUUGUCAAACCUGUGUCAGUUUACUUGGAAACUCAAUCUACUUGGUGUGAGGCAAUAGUUUUUAGUAUGUUUCAUGAGAAGUCCUUCACAUUAUGUAAUGUGUCGUUACUUAUUAAUGAAAUGAUAGACCCAAAGAAAUGCACAUACAAACACACCAAUGUCUGCUAAUAUACACUGAGAUACUUGACCACACCAGCUCAACAUCCUCUCUCUGUACAUACCGAACCUAGAUGGACCUACACAACAGUCUUCCUGUGAUAAUGAGCUAGAUGGAUUUAGAUAUGCUAGAUAGACAGAGAGGGACAUAUUUCUGACUAGUGGCACUUCAUAUCCAUAGCAAAGGCUGAAAGUGUCAGCUCUAUGGGAAAUUACUUUUAUAGGUUUAUGACACAGUAUGUAACACUUAAAUAUUACAGACUGACCAAAUUCCAUAUUGACUUCCAAGAUGUCCCAGGGUGUUUUUAUCCUUCUUCAGUCUUUCAGCAAUAACAGAUGUUGCAUAAUGCCUACUGUAAUUUGUUGACCAGUAUCCACACCAUGGCCCUUUGGGAGAAUGUAUAUAACCUUGCUACCCUGAGGGUGAACUCCUGAUUCCUUCUGCUUAAGAAUAUUAGAAAUUGAGACUCUCCUCUCCCAGUUCUGAAACCGUCAUCUUCCGAAAGACUGUCAGGAAAGACUCAGUGAACCACACAAACUACUAGUAACUGACAAUCGUUUAUGUAAUUAGCUUUGACCCACUUUAGGGCCUUUUGAAACCAUAAUGCUCCGAUUGGCUUAUGACUGUGUGUCCACUUGAGUCCAGGCCAAUGAGGUUUAGAGCUUUAUUUGCUUAAAUGAUUGUAUCUUUUCUUUAUGCGAUGUAAUUGCUGCACUGAGCUCAACCGGAUUUUCAUGUACGUUGUCAUUAUUGUUAUUAUGAUUAAUUUUCUGUAUCAUUCAUACAUACAGUAUUAGCAGCACCAAAUUUGGAGGUAUAGUUCUUGGUUGAAGUCCCCAGCUUAUAAUGAAUGUUUUGCAGAAUAUUUUCCUCAUCUACCGAUCCCCAUGCUGUGUAAUUCAUAAAAUAAAAUGAUUUGUAUAAAA
Molecule: messenger RNA, 8131 nt
Organism: Esox lucius (northern pike)
Lineage: Eukaryota; Metazoa; Chordata; Actinopteri; Esociformes; Esocidae
Gene: col4a1
Product: collagen, type IV, alpha 1
Exons: 48
Coding region: 181-5109 (1642 amino acids)
Cellular component (GO): collagen trimer; basement membrane
Molecular function (GO): extracellular matrix structural constituent
Source: RefSeq, a predicted model, not a curated record